This is a messenger RNA of Suillus subaureus, 2058 nucleotides long. RefSeq names its product P-loop containing nucleoside triphosphate hydrolase protein. Gene Ontology annotation, molecular function: ATP hydrolysis activity; ATP binding; ATPase-coupled lipid transmembrane transporter activity. Gene Ontology annotation, biological process: transmembrane transport. The transcript is spliced from 14 exons. The record is from RefSeq and is a predicted model, not a curated record. Lineage: Eukaryota; Fungi; Basidiomycota; Agaricomycetes; Boletales; Suillaceae. The coding region runs from base 1 to 2058 and encodes 685 amino acids.
AUGAAACCACGUGCAGGAGAAUUCGACCACCAGGAUGAUCGCCGUUUCAAGCACACUCGUGUCGGUAUAUGGGAUCUCUAUGAAGAACGCCAAUCAGUUUUGCCACGCAUACCAACCUCGUCGAUAUCAGAGGCAUAUGCGCAGAUAAUCCAGAGCGUGCCGUUUCUAGUUCGCAUGUUAAAGGAUGUACUCAGCAUCAGACGAUGCCCCAUGCUUCUCUCUGCAUACCUGGUAGUAGAAGUUUUAGCUUCCCUCAUACCCGCUGUUUCCCUGUGGUACUCUGGACAAUUGCUCCGCCUUGUAGAGAGCGCAAUGGAGACACGUACUGUGGACACAACGUUGCUCGUACAAUUUGCGGUGGCACAUCUUAUAUGCACAAUUGCUAUGCGCUUUCUCAGAUACUCCAAAGCCUGCAUAACACCCCCUCUGAGCUUGUACAUCAAACAAUUCUACCAUGAGCGCAUGUUCCACCUGACCGCCCGCCUUGACAUGCCCACAUUCCAAACCUUUCAAGGCUCGCACGCAAUGCAGGAGUUUCAGAUGGGAUUGGAUUCUUGGAGCACUUCCGUAGUUUGGGAGGCCAUCAAGGGGUCAACGAACAUCACAAUGAUGUUUAUUCGUCUGCUCUUUCAGCUUUUGGUUCUUAUUACAGUCAUGUGGGAACAUCAGGAUGGUCCACUUCUUGACAGGCAGUGGUCAAAUCUUUGGGUAGUUUGGGCCGCGAGAACGACCAACAAGGAUUUUAUUCGCAUGCAUGGCCUGAAGGGCCUCGUUGUGUGGUAUCACCACCGCCAGGAGCUUGUCGCAGGCAACCUUGGCGAAUUUGUCUGUACACAAUUUCGCGAAGCAGCUCAGCACGUCGGUCAUGAUGCGGUUGAAUUCUCAGAGCUGAAACAAUUUCGAUCUUUCAAGGACUGUCUGAGCAUCGCGUUUAUCUUUCAAGAAACAAUGCAUAUGCUACCUCAGAUCGUCUUCACUUUUCGCGUCCUGAAAAAUCCAAUGAUCACUCCCAUCUCCUUGGCGUCACUUAUACUUAUCAAGCAUUCCUUUCAUGCAUUCAGUGACACAGAUUUCUUAUCAUCCCACAAGUUGUCCAGUCUUGUGAUCCGUUUGUCUGGAAUACGCAACCUAUACGAGACAGAGUAUAUACAGAAUAAGGUGGUGGAUGGCACCGAACCGUUCCCCGAGAACCAGCAGUCUCUCAGGAGCGGUAUUUCUGUUGAGUUCAGGAAUGUUUCGUUCCAGUAUCCUGGCAGAGACAGCUGUGCUCUGCGAAACGUAUCGUUCAAGAUCGGGGCUGGUCAGCUUUGCGUCGUUGUUGGUGUGAACGGCUCUGGAAAGAGUACGAUCUUGAAACUGAUCUCCCGCAUCUACGACCCAACAGAGGGCACCAUUCUCAUCAACGAACGCGACAUCAAAACCUUCAGAGUUGCUGACCUCCGUGCUGCUAUGUCCAUCCUCUUCCAAGACUAUUCGCAAUUCCCCCUCUCCAUGCGCGAGAACAUCGGGCUUGGCAAACCCGCCCUCGCACAUGACGACGACAAGGUUCGCGAAGCUGCCCGUCUCGGCGGUGCAGAAGACUUCAUCGAUGAGCUCCCUGAUGGAUUCGAUACCUACCUCGACUGCCUCGUGGCUGAUUACUAUGGGGACCUCCCUGAAGGUACCACGACACUCUUCGGGCAGCCCGCCUCCAAAUCAGCCGCGGGCAAGCGCAGCGGCUUGCAAUGUGUCGGUGUCGAGUAUUCAAAUAGCUCCCGCACAUUUAUGCGCUCACUGGUCUCCGAAACUGAGUCUUCCGCUGGCAUGCUGUUAUUCGACGAGCCGAGUGCCUCUCUGGAUCCUACGGCUGAACAUGAUCUCUUCGAGCGUCUACGGAAAUUAAGGGGCAACAAGACCAUGCUAUUCUCCACUCACCGGUUUGGAAAUCUUACCCAACAUGCGGACCUUAUUUUGUACGUCCAUGAAGCUGUCCAGGAAGCAGGGACGCACGAUGAACUUAUGAAGAAAGGGGGAGAGUAUGCUCGUAUUUGGAAUCUGCAAGCGAAACCUUUCAUUUAA